Messenger RNA from Daldinia childiae, 927 nucleotides. RefSeq names its product Protein transport protein yip1. Bases 1 to 927 code for a protein of 308 amino acids. Lineage: Eukaryota; Fungi; Ascomycota; Sordariomycetes; Xylariales; Hypoxylaceae. Gene Ontology annotation, biological process: endoplasmic reticulum to Golgi vesicle-mediated transport; vesicle fusion with Golgi apparatus. The transcript is spliced from 2 exons. Gene Ontology annotation, cellular component: trans-Golgi network; membrane. The record is from RefSeq and is a predicted model, not a curated record.
AUGUCGCAAUACUACGGCGCACCCCCUCCAAAUCAGUUCGGCGGUGCGGCGGCCGCGCAAAACCUUCAGUUCUAUCCUUCGUCGUAUUCGCCCGGUAUACCAGCCCAGGGAACCCCGGCGCAAUCAUACGGCUAUGGCGCGCCAACACCUAACCCUGGCGGAUACGGCUUCGGCGCUGCGCCCGGUGUAAGUGGGAGGAUGGGCGAACAAGGUGGCCUGCGGACGGGCUGGCUCGCCGCUUUCUCUACAGAAGGAUAUGAUGGGGAACCACCGUUACUGGAAGAGCUAGGGAUCAACUUUGAUCAUAUCUGGAUGAAGACUUUAGCAGUUCUCAACCCUUUCGGACGUAUAGAUCAACACAUCAUGGACGAUUCCGACCUCGGCGGUCCCAUCCUCUUCUUCUUCCUAUUCGGCACAUUCCUACUCUUUAGCGGCAAGGUACACUUCGGGUACAUCUACGGGUUAGCGCUCAUGGGAUCGGUUGCGCUACACACAAUCCUAUCGCUCAUGUCUCACGACGAUACCAGUCCCACGACACCAGCUCAAGCCGCAUAUCCUUCUACCCCUGGCUACCCCGGCGAUCCCAACGUGGGCGGUAGAGACGAUUCUAAGGGCCACAUCAGCAGUACUCUAACAUUUGCAAGGAGCGCAAGCGUGCUUGGGUACUGUUUGCUACCGCUGGUCAUGACUAGUCUAAUAGGCAUUGUCAUACCAAUGGACGGGCCGCUUGGCUACAUCUUAACCAGUGCGGCAAUCGUUUGGUGCACAACAAGUGCGAGUGGCAUGUUUUGCGCAGUUGGACGGAUGAUGCAAAUGAGGGCCUUAGUAGCAUACCCGUUAAUGUUGUUUUACGUUGGCUUUGGUAUUAUGAGCAUCUUCAGCAGUCGAGGAUCCGGUAGCUUGGGCAAGGCGGCAGGCGUGUCGUGA